This is a messenger RNA of Gymnogyps californianus (California condor), 2932 nucleotides long. RefSeq names its product poly(A) binding protein cytoplasmic 4 (gene PABPC4). Lineage: Eukaryota; Metazoa; Chordata; Aves; Accipitriformes; Cathartidae. The record is from RefSeq and is a predicted model, not a curated record. The transcript has 15 exons. Gene Ontology annotation, molecular function: mRNA 3'-UTR binding; poly(U) RNA binding; poly(A) binding. The coding region runs from base 685 to 2577 and encodes 630 amino acids. Gene Ontology annotation, cellular component: ribonucleoprotein complex; nucleus; cytosol.
UCUCUCCUGUCAGCCCGGCCGCCCCUCUCGGCGCUCAACCGCCGCCGCGUGUUAUUUAUUGCCCCACUAGAGCCGAUCUAUUUUUUAUAUAUAUAUGUAAAAUAUAAACCUAGCAGAGAAGACUUAAUUUUAAAGGAAAGGUUCGUAUAAAUAUAUAUUACAGAGAGGAUUAUUUUUCCUAUUUUUUUUUUCUUUUUUUUACCUCAGAAAAUCAAACGGCCUCUGCUCUGGAGAAUUGGGGCUAAAUUAGACUCUUAAAGCAAAAUAAGGGACGUGGUUUUAGGGAGAUCGAGGAGGGUUUUUGCCCCAGAGCUGACAGGAGAAACACUCAGGAGCUGGCAUAUGAAUUUUGGCUUCAUAUCCGAGCCCCGCUCUCCUGGAGGCUUAACUUUGGUUUUUUCUGAUUUCCAGGCCUCUCCUCCCCCCUCAGCUGCUCUCUGUCCCGGGGCCUGGCGUGGCGGAGCAGCCGUCCCCCGGUCCCCUCUACUGCGCCCGCCCUCCGGUCACCGGCCUCCUGCCAGCCCCCCCUCUCCCAAGCUGUUUCUGCAGGCCCCUGCUUAGUGAGGCUUUUAAAUAAGAUUUUGAGUUUUCCCCCGUUUUAAAUAUUUACAAAAAGCUUGACUUAAAGAAACCCCAAGAAUAAAACCCUCUUAGUUCCCGGUGGGGGCGCGUGCUGGGUGGAAGAUGAACACGGCUGCCAGCAGUUACCCGAUGGCAUCGCUGUACGUGGGUGACCUGCACCCCGAUGUCACCGAGGCCAUGCUCUACGAGAAGUUCAGCCCCGCUGGGCCCGUUCUCUCGAUUCGGGUCUGCAGGGAUAUGAUCACCCGCCGGUCACUCGGGUAUGCCUAUGUCAACUUCCAGCAGCCAGCAGAUGCUGAGCGUGCUCUAGAUACCAUGAAUUUUGAUGUGAUCAAAGGAAAACCCAUUCGCAUCAUGUGGUCUCAGAGGGACCCCUCCUUGAGGAAGUCAGGGGUUGGGAAUGUCUUCAUUAAGAACCUGGACAAAUCCAUUGAUAACAAGGCACUUUAUGACACAUUCUCAGCGUUUGGGAAUAUUUUGUCCUGCAAGGUGGUGUGUGAUGAGAAUGGCUCUAAGGGCUACGCAUUUGUGCACUUUGAGACCCAGGAUGCUGCAGAUAGAGCCAUCGAGAAGAUGAACGGCAUGCUGCUAAACGACCGCAAAGUAUUUGUUGGGAGAUUCAAGUCUCGUAAAGAGCGGGAGGCUGAGUUGGGAGCCAAGGCGAAGGAAUUCACCAAUGUUUAUAUUAAAAACUUUGGGGAUGACAUGGAUGAUGAAAGACUAAAGGAGCUCUUCAGCAAAUAUGGUAAAACUCUGAGUGUUAAAGUGAUGACAGACCCCACUGGAAAAUCCAAAGGCUUUGGCUUUGUAAGCUUUGAAAAGCAUGAAGAUGCUAACAAGGCAGUAGAAGAAAUGAAUGGAAAGGAUAUCAAUGGGAAAAUGGUAUUUGUAGGCCGAGCACAGAAGAAGGUUGAGCGCCAGGCAGAGCUGAAACGGAAGUUUGAACAGCUAAAACAAGAGAGACUCAGCCGGUACCAGGGUGUUAACCUAUACAUUAAAAACCUAGAUGACACUAUAGAUGAUGAAAAACUGAGGAAGGAGUUCUCACCUUUUGGGUCAAUAACGAGUGCCAAGGUGAUGCUGGAAGAUGGACGGAGCAAAGGGUUUGGCUUUGUCUGCUUUUCCUCUCCAGAGGAAGCUACGAAAGCUGUGACAGAGAUGAAUGGGAGAAUAGUGGGCUCAAAGCCGUUGUAUGUUGCGCUUGCACAAAGGAAAGAAGAGCGAAAGGCCCAUCUAACUAAUCAGUACAUGCAGCGCAUUGCUGGGAUGAGAGCCUUGCCUGCCAACACAAUCAUUAAUCAGUUCCAGCCUGCUGCUGGGGGAUAUUUCAUGCCUGCUGUGCCCCAGGCUCAGAGCAGACCCACUUACUAUGCACCCAAUCAAAUGACGCAGAUGAGACCCAACCCACGCUGGCAGCAAGGGGGAAGACCUCAAGGCUUCCAGGGAAUGCCAAAUGCCAUGCGCCAGUCUGGACCACGGCCAGCACUGCGCCAUCUGGCCCCUGCCGGCAAUGCUCCGGCCUCUCGUGGCCUCCCUGCCGCUGCCCAGCGAGUUGGUGUUGGCACCGCAGCGCAGAACUUAGCUCCUCGUCCGCCUGUAGCUGCCCCUGCUCCCAGAGCGGUUCCUCCUUAUAAAUAUGCCUCGAGUGUCCGCAGCCCACACCCAGCUGUACAGCCUUUGCAGGCACCUCAGCCUGCCGUACAUGUGCAGGGACAGGAACCGCUAACGGCCUCCAUGCUGGCUGCUGCCCCUCCCCAGGAGCAGAAACAGAUGCUGGGAGAACGUUUGUUCCCUCUGAUUCAAGCUAUGCACCCCAGCCUUGCGGGGAAGAUCACAGGAAUGCUGCUAGAGAUUGACAACUCAGAGCUGCUGCACAUGCUUGAGUCUCCCGAGUCCCUCCGGUCAAAGGUGGAGGAGGCCGUUGCAGUGUUGCAGGCUCACCAAGCCAAGAAAGAAGCUGCCCAGAAGGUGGGCGUGGUUGCUGCUACCUCUUAAACCAGGAAGACUGGAUGCAAAGAAGCCAAAUAGCCCCUUCAUAGACAUCAGCUCAAGACGUUUGAAGAUUCUUCACUGUCCUGCAGAUCUCAGUGCCAUGCAUCAUAUCACAUAGUUAUAUUGCAUUUUGUAAAUUAAUCUUUAAGAUCUUAUUUAAAAAGCCAACUCUAAAGCUCUAGAUUUCCAAAACCAGAAUUGGGCUUGCAAGCUUUUCUUUCGUGGUCAGAACAGAGCUACCCUUUGUGUCUUCUAAGGAGGACAUUGAGGAUUUUAGGCUGAAAGUAUUUUGUGGUUUUGGUUUUAACUGAACAAUCCAGUUUGGAAAGUCUGGAAAGCAUUUAUCAAUAAAGGAAUA